AUGAGGAGCUGGCUCCAUGGCCUCGCCCUCUUAGGGCUGUCCUGUGUGACUGCCAGUGCUCUGGAGACCAAGAUGGAUCAGACUGACAAGAACCGGCAGGUAUGCGCCGGAAUGUACAGCAAGAACUCUUGGGGAGGAUCGGUGGAUCCGCAUAUACUGGUCAAGUUCUUGAAGUAUGAGGCAGAGGAUGAUUCGGAUCCAAUCGCCAGUAUGAUUAUUUUUGAGUGGAAAGACUUCGAUCUCAUAGGAGUGCCAGAAGUCGACACAGCCAAAACCGAAUGGAUUUGCGAUGAAGAGAACAUUCAAAACGGAUAUUGCAGUAGCGAACAGACGGGCCAGUUCAUCUUACAACCAAAUGCGACGGAGAUCUCGAAGAACGCCCUUUUUACACAGGCAGUACAUCUGAAGGACCCUGGGCUACCCAUCAAAUACGAUAUCAAGAAGACAGGAUACUAUUGCGUAGGGACAAGUGCUUUCUCGCCAGGAAACGUAGAAUACGCUGCAGUGUUGGAGUUCCGAAACGCUUACGGAGAGCUCCCUGCUUCUGAGAUUGCCAAGCUUCCAUUUUAUGGUGGUAUCACCAUUGUCUAUGCAGUCAUUGGAGUCUUCUGGGGUUUCCUAUAUGCUCAACAUCGACAUGAUAUUUAUUACCUAAACCGAAAUGGCACCAACGUGGGCUCAAAAGUGCUGAUGAUUGUGGUUGCAAUUUUAAAUGCAGCUAGAAAUUCGUUCUCAUUCUUCCUUCUCCUCAUUGUCUGCAUGGGGUACGGUGUUGUGAAGCCCAGCUUAGGCAAGACAAUGGUAUGGGUUCGCUACCUAGCAGGAGCCCAUUUCGUUUUCGGACUGGUAUACUCAAUCGCCUCCCUAACAAUAUCCCCUGAGAAUGCCGGCCCCCUCGUUCUCUUCGUCAUUCUGCCAUUAGCAGGCACAUUGACAGCCUUCUACGUCUGGACGCUCAAUUCUCUCAAUGCCACAAUGAAAGACUUGAACGAGCGCAAGCAAACCACCAAGGCAGCCAUGUAUCGCAAACUCUGGUGGUGCAUUCUCGCUUCCAUCGUGGUUAUCUUCGGCUUCUUUUUCUUUAACUCCUUCACCUUCGCCUCAACCUCUGACCCCAACUUCGUGCCCUUCCAUUGGCAAACAAGAUGGUUCAUCCUCGACGGCUGGCUCAACCUCGUCUACCUCGCCGAUGUGGUCUUCAUCGCGUAUGUCUGGCGUCCUACUGCUAACAACAGGAGGUUUGCCAUGUCGGAUGAAUUGGCGCAGGAUGAUGAGGGCUUUGAGAUUGCCGAUUUCGGGGUGGAGGAUGAUGACGAAGAUGAUGAUUUGGAGCAUGGCGGCGCUACACAGGGGAACAGGGGCGAUGAGGGUCCACGAUACGACCCUGCCCCUGGAGCGAAAGUCACCAAGCCUCCUCCUGGCUCGAACACGGCGAAGGAUAUCCCGAGAGAUUCACUUGACGGUGAUACGAUUUUUGCAGUUGGCGAAGAUGGCGAUAGGUGGAGUGAUGAUGGAAGCGAUGAGGAGAGGGGAAAGCUGGUGGGUGAUCAUGAGCAUGGGAAGGACUAG
Messenger RNA from Lachnellula hyalina, 1569 nucleotides. It is a transcript of the gene PTM1, whose product is annotated as Membrane protein. Gene Ontology annotation, biological process: retrograde transport, endosome to Golgi. The transcript is spliced from 5 exons. Lineage: Eukaryota; Fungi; Ascomycota; Leotiomycetes; Helotiales; Lachnaceae. Bases 1 to 1569 code for a protein of 522 amino acids. Gene Ontology annotation, cellular component: Golgi apparatus; membrane. The record is from RefSeq and is a predicted model, not a curated record.